Lasiosphaeria miniovina is the source of this 1133-nucleotide messenger RNA. RefSeq lists its product as uncharacterized. The coding region runs from base 81 to 1049 and encodes 322 amino acids. The transcript has 7 exons. The record is from RefSeq and is a predicted model, not a curated record. NCBI's taxonomy places the organism in Eukaryota, Fungi, Ascomycota, Sordariomycetes, Sordariales, Lasiosphaeriaceae.
GUGAGGAUUUCUCUUUGGACAUGUCGAAGCGGCAGUGCCCCUAAAAUAUCCCAGCCAGCGAGAACACAGGUCUGAACGAAAUGCAACCCAUCAUCGUCGCCAUCCUCGGGGCUCUGAUCCGCAGCGUUGCUGCGCAAGAUGGCCCGCCUCAGGACUUUGGUGAAGCGUUUCCAUCCGGGCUCGCGGUCCUCAACGACGGCCAGAACGGCCGGGGGCUGAAGAGCAUGCCGACCCCAUCAUACACCAGCCAGCGGUGGCCGGGCGGCCUGCUGCCCGAACCGUGCGCCAGCAUCGGCGACGCGUACGGCUGCCCCCGGACGGACUUUGAGGUCUACAACGUCACAUACUCGGAUUGCCCGGUCCCAAAGACAAUCUGCAGGUGCAGCAACUCGCUCAUCCCAUUCGACGAAAUCGCCGAGGAGUUCGGACGCAUCCCGAUGGCGGCCCGGCAGAUGGUAAGGACCUUCUCGUCGGUGCAGACCGGCGGCUGCGGCGGCUUCUCCAACGGCGCCGACAUCUGGCUCGUGGGCGCAUGCAGAGGCUCGCCGUCCGUCUACUUCCACGAGGUCGGGCACAUGCUGGACUGCCAGCGCGGGGGCGGCAGGGGGUUUUGGUCGGAGAUGCAAGAGUGGAAGAAUGUCGUGACCCAGACGUCCGACACGUGCGUCUCGGAUAACUACGCAAAGAAUGGCUGGGCGGAUAACUUUGCCCAGACGGGCGUCAUGAUCGCUUACGAUCUCAACGUCGCCCCAAUCACAGACUACCCCGUGUCGUGCAUGAGCAACCAGAUCAGCAAGGCCAGAGAGGUGCUCCUGGGCGCGUACAGUCCCGACCAGGGCCGGUGCACGCAGUCGGUCAAGCAAGGGCGCGUGCUCUGCGUGAGCGACGAAGCGAGGGCGGCUGGGCUGUGCUCCGAGUCCCAGUUCAAAGUCGCGGCCAUCCAAGAGUCCAAGUUUAAGGGCGUCGAGUUUGUCGACCUCGAGGCUGUCAUCCAGGUCUGCACAGGCUUCAAGCGCCGCCGUGGCGUGCCUGUUCCCUUUGUUGCAUGAGUGCAGGGUUUGCUGCAUGAGUGCAGGGUUUGGUCUGCUUUGGUUGGGGAUUAGCGGGCUUGUUGUCACGUAUUUCAGCGUAAA